GGCGGCGCAAAUGGGGACGGGGGUGUGCCGUUUUACGAAUCGCAGCGCAAGCACCUCAAGGAGCUGCUAGAGAAGCGACGCAAGCUUGCUGAGAAGCUACAACGCGACGAGGAGGCCAUCGAGCAGAAGGAGAGCGAGUAUCUCGAGACCACCCCCUUUGGCAACAUCCUGACCGGCUUCGACAACUAUACCAAAGGCACCACGCAGGCCGCGGCCGCCCAGCGGCGCAAGACGGGCACGGUCGACCAGCACCGCGUCUUCUCGCGCUCCAGCAUCUCAUACAAUCCCAACGCCGCCGCGCCCGACUCCUCGGCCACCACGCCCGGCUCCAGCCACGCUCCGACUCCGGUUAGCAGCACGUUUAGCGGCAGCGGCACCAAUCACGCCACCCCUACGAGCGCCAGUGCUGGAGCUGGCCGUGCCCUCCCUGUCGGUCGCGAUCGUAAGAAGAAGAACGUCGUCAGCGUGGACACUGGUGACAGCGAGAGUGACGCGAAGGAUGUCAAGAAGGUGCGCACCAACUUUGGUGCUUCGCGGAAGUAAGCGUAGAGUCUUGUCACGCGACUAGGCCAGACCGCUGUCACUACUUCUCCCCUUCUCUUUUCUUCUGCUUUAUUGUGUGUUAUUUCCUCAACGGGACAUUUUGAACUAUUUUCAGCACGGCGUUGGGGGGCCGGAUGCAAAGGUUAUAACAGGGAAAAUCUUAUUGUGUGUUGCCUCAAGGGCAUAGGAAGCUGUCUCUUGAUGCUGGGUGGGAACUUUGGGAAACCGGGAGGAAUUUUGAUCAUAAUUUUUUUUUUUUUUUUUGGGUGGUCUGAUGAGAGUCCGUCCAUACACGAUCUUUGUCUUUUGUCGAUCCCAACAUCGAGAGAAGCACCAUCCUGUAUUGUUGUAUAGAGAGUGGGGGAUGGGAGAUUCUUUCCCACCUACUCAGUUACGUCUAGUAUCUGCAGCAAGGGCUGGAAAAUCACCUUCUCUUUUUUUUUG
Messenger RNA from Cryphonectria parasitica EP155, 987 nucleotides. RefSeq lists its product as uncharacterized. NCBI's taxonomy places the organism in Eukaryota, Fungi, Ascomycota, Sordariomycetes, Diaporthales, Cryphonectriaceae. The transcript has 2 exons. The record is from RefSeq and is a predicted model, not a curated record. The annotation marks the transcript as partial. Gene Ontology annotation, cellular component: NuA4 histone acetyltransferase complex.